Mercurialis annua (annual mercury) is the source of this 790-nucleotide messenger RNA. RefSeq names its product RING-H2 finger protein ATL16-like. Gene Ontology annotation, biological process: protein ubiquitination. The record is from RefSeq and is a predicted model, not a curated record. Lineage: Eukaryota; Viridiplantae; Streptophyta; Magnoliopsida; Malpighiales; Euphorbiaceae. The transcript has a single exon. Gene Ontology annotation, molecular function: transferase activity. The coding region runs from base 150 to 704 and encodes 184 amino acids.
UCAAUCUUAUCAACGACAAAUAUGUUUAUUCUAAUAUAAUCUUUCUAUACCUUGAUUUAAUCGUUCUCACUGCUUCCUACCAUAACAAGAAAUUCAAUUACUUUUCAAGCCUUUCAGAAAUGUAAUCUUGUCAUUGCACUCAUCAUACCAUGCCUCCAACUCCAAGUCCAACACCUGAUCGCUAUUCAGCAUGGAAUCCGUAUGUGAUCGGUCCGAUUAUCGUUGUCUGCUCUUUCAUUCUCUUGUUCGGUUACUGCAAAUUCCUCAACAGGAUUUGUUGUGCGCCACUGAGUACUCUAAGUUCAGCCAGACAUCCGGUCCAGAUGAGGCGUAUUAAUGAGAGUAACUUCCAGGAUCCGUCGUUGGAGUAUCACAGCAAUGGACUCGAAUCUAAUAUCAUGCACUCGCUCCCAAUAUCUCAGUUCAAGAAUAAGAAAGAUGCAGAACAUAAAGAAAGCGACAACGAAUGCGCAGUUUGUUUGGGAGAAUUCGAAGAAGGUGAAUGGCUGAAACAUCUGCCAAAUUGUGUUCAUGUCUUUCACAUUGCGUGCAUCGACACUUGGUUUCAGACGCACUCGAAUUGCCCACUCUGUAGAACUCAGGUUUAUGACCCAAGUCUUGAAUCUUAUAUUUCUAUGAAUACAUUACUAGAGACUCUACGGAGAGAAGACUUUUUACAUGGAGGAGACAGCAUUACUAGGUAAUAAGGUCUGCAAUUUUCGCAAUCCUGUGCUUAGAGCAGAAGAAACAAGAACUUAGGUGGAGAUAUUAUUUAGGUUUGUUGAGCAUU